AAGCAAACGAGCCCUACAGAUACAUUUCCAAGUAGUUCUGUCUUCGGAGUCUUUCAGUAAAGACUUUCCCCUUUCUCUCUCUCUCUCUUCCUCGUUGUGGACAAAAAUAAUCAAGAUAUCAAUUUCGGAGGCAUGGAGAUCAGGAGGAAAGCGGUUAUAUCCUUUGUCACAUUUAUCUUUGGGGUGCAAAUUUGUUUUGGAUUUACUGCCAAUCGCCUAAAGAGAUCGGAGUCUGAAUGGGACGAAGGUGUCGCCUCCGUUCUUAAUGACCCGCCCUGGGACAGCACUUCCGGUUCGUGUAAGGACCGAUGUUUUGAGCUACAAGAGGCUGAUCCUCCAGCCUGCCGCUGCGACAACCUCUGUAAGAGUUACAACAGCUGCUGCCAAGACUUUGACCAGCUCUGCCUAAAAACAGCACGUGGCUGGAGCUGUAAGGAUAGAUGUGGAGAGGCCCGAAAUGACGACAGUGCAUGUUAUUGCUCUGAAGAUUGCCUGGCCAAAGGAGACUGCUGUACGGACUAUCAGAUAAUGUGUAAAGGUGGAACUCGUUGGGUGGAUGAUGAUUGUGAAGAAAUUAAAAAUCCAGAAUGUCCGGCAGGGUUUGUCCGUCCUCCUUUGAUCAUCUUCUCAGUUGACGGAUUUCGUGCUUCAUAUAUGAAGGAAGGAAACAAAGUUUUGCCCAAUUUGUACAAAUUAAGAACAUGCGGUUCACAUUCACCUUAUAUGAGACCCGUAUACCCCACAAAAACGUUCCCAAACUUAUAUACACUGGCUACGGGCCUCUAUCCUGAAUCUCACGGGAUAGUUGGUAAUUCUAUGUAUGAUCCAGUGUUCGAUGCCAACUUCAGCCUUCGUUCUCGAGAAAAAUUUAAUCACAGAUGGUGGGGUGGGCAACCAAUUUGGGUUACUGCGGAUAAACAAGGGGUUAAGGCAGCCACGUUCUUCUGGCCCGUAGUUAUUACUCAACAUCGCAGAGUGAUGACAGUGCUACAGUGGCUGCAUUUACCUGACAAUGAAAGGCCAUAUGUGUAUGCAAUCUAUUUGGAGCAGCCGGAUCAAGCAGGACACAGAUAUGGACCAUACAGCAGUGAGCUGGUAAACCAACUGAAGGACAUUGACAGUGUUGUCGGCAUGUUAAUGGACGGCUUGAAACAAAUGAAGCUUCAUCGAUGCGUCAACAUCAUCUUUGUCGGAGAUCAUGGCAUGGAGGAAGCAAACUGUGAGAAGACUGAAUUUCUCACUUCUUAUCUCAGCAACGUGGAUGACUUUGUCUUCUUGCCCGGCUCUUUGGGACGCAUGCGCACCAAGAACAAUGUACCUAAACAUGAUCCAAAAGUCAUAGUUGCAAAUCUAACGUGUAAAAGCAAAGAUCAGCACUUUAAGCCCUACCUGAAACAACAUCUGCCAAAGAGGCUGCACUAUGCCAAUAACAGAAGGAUAGAGGACAUUCAUCUACUGGUGGACCGGACAUGGCAUGUUGCAAAGAAACAAAUGGAUGUAUACAAAAAGGCCGGCAAAUGCAGCUUCCAAGGAGACCACGGCUAUGACAACAAGAUCAGCAGCAUGCAGACGGUCUUUGUGGGACACGGUCCUUCAUUUAAAUACAAAAACAAAGUGCCUCCAUUUGAAAACAUUGAACUGUACAAUGUCAUGUGUGAUCUCCUGGGACUAAAACCUGCCCCAAACAAUGGGACUCAUGGAAGCUUAAAUCACCUCUUACGAGCACCAUCUCACAAACCACCACUGCCAGAAGAAGUCUCCAAACCAAUCCCAAUAGUACUUUCCCCAUCCACUGUAAAUGAAGAGCUGGGCUGCUCUUGUGAUGAUAAGAAUAAGGCCGAGGAGUUGAAUAAACGGCUAUAUGUUAAAGGAACUGAUGCCAAUUUUACCUUGCUGGAAGAUAUGGAUUAUGGGUAUAUUAUAGAUGUUGCUGUAGAUGAACUUAGCAAUGAAAUUAAGGAGGUGCCACCAAGGAAUACAGGGGCUGCACUUGAGAGGUUAUUUAGCAGCUCAGAAGAAGCAGCCUUAAGUACUUCUUCCUUGGAAAACCAGCAAGAGGUGCCCACAGAAGUGUCAUUGACGAGCAGAGCUGACAAAAACCUCUUGUACGGGCGGCCGGCAGUGCUGUUUAAAACCAAGUACAGCGUCCUCUACCACAGCGACUUUGUAAGUGGCUACAGUGAGUCAUUGCAGAUGCCACUCUGGACGUCGUACACCUUGUCAAAACAGGCUGAAGUAUCUGGCAUCCCGGAAUAUUUAUCAAACUGUGUAAGACUCGACCCACGCAUUUCUCCAGGCAACAGUCAGAGCUGUUCAGCUUACAAGGCAGAUAAACAGAUGUCCUAUGGAUUCCUCUUCCCACCUCAAUUAAGUUCUUCUGCCGAUGCCAAAUAUGAUGCUUUUCUUAUUACAAAUGUCAUUCCCAUAUACCCUGCAUUCAAAAGGAUCUGGAACUAUCUGCAGAGAGUCUUGGUAAAACGAUACGCAUCAGAAAGGAAUGGGAUCAAUGUCCUAACUGGACCCAUCUUUGACUAUGACUACGAUGGCUUACACGACACUCCCGAAAAAAUUAAAACGUUUGUAGAUGGAACGAUACCAGUCCCCACACACUACUUCUGUAUUAUAACCAGCUGUCUAGAUUUUAACCAGCCGGCUGACAACUGUGACGGCAGGUUAUCAGUCAUGUCUUUUAUCAUUCCACACAGGCCCGACAAUGACGAAAGUUGCAAUCAGAAUUCCGAGGAUGAUUCCAAGUGGGUGGAGGAGCUUUUAAAGAUGCACACCGCACGCGUCCGAGACAUUGAGCAGCUCACUGGACUGGAUUUUUAUCGAAAGACCAGCCGCAGCUCCACAGAGAUCCUGUCCCUGAAAACGCACAUGCAUACGUUCGAGAGCGAGAUCUAAUGCGCACAGCUCGCAGGUGUCGGCUCCUCUUUCAAGUGGUGUAUAUUUUUAUAUUGGUUUUAUUUUAUUUUUUUUGUAUUUAUUAAUUUUUAAACCAGGACACUUAACUAUAUUAGUAUUUUAAUCCUUCGUGUCAUGCACAUGUCGUUGUCAAGUAAUGUUGUUUUGUAGAUGUCUGUGUUAGGAAGUCUCUUUAUGGCUGCAGCUAGGCUCAUAGACUAAGCUUUUUAAUAGUGCUGCAGAAUUUCUUCUUGCACCGGGAAUUUUUACUUUUCUAGUGCAGUGCUGAUAUAUAUUUGUAGACAUUUUUUGUUCCUGAGUAAUGCAAAACCGAAUAUGUAAAGUGACUUAUAUUAACUGGAAAUUGUGACCAAACAUAUUUAUGUUGUAUGGAUUAAUGGAACCUCAUAUAAUAAACCACACAAAUUCAUUUUUAAACCUCGCUGGUUCCCUUUGUAUAUUUUGGGGUGCCAGGGUAUAAGGGCAGUUGCCCACAGGCCUCCACCCCCAGUUUUUUUUUUGAAGGUCUCUCCAGACACUGAAAAAGAGAUGGAUAAAAGGGGUACUCUGCCCCAGACAUGUUAUCCCCUAUCCAAAGGAUAGGGGAUUAGAUGU
Hyla sarda is the source of this 3519-nucleotide messenger RNA. RefSeq names its product ectonucleotide pyrophosphatase/phosphodiesterase 2 (gene ENPP2). Bases 133 to 2904 code for a protein of 923 amino acids. Gene Ontology annotation, molecular function: zinc ion binding; nucleic acid binding; alkylglycerophosphoethanolamine phosphodiesterase activity. The record is from RefSeq and is a predicted model, not a curated record. The transcript is spliced from 28 exons. Gene Ontology annotation, biological process: immune response; phosphatidylcholine catabolic process. Lineage: Eukaryota; Metazoa; Chordata; Amphibia; Anura; Hylidae.